GUCCAGCUGGCAAGGCCCGGGAAAGAGUAGAAAGAGCGGAACUGGGAAACAGUCUUGUUUGGACUUUUCAGCUCACCGUGACAUCCAGGCUCUGCCAACCGAUUCCUCCAAGUUCUCCAAGGCGGUCAGCAUUGACUACAGCGAUUGUGUACGAAUUCAGCGCAGCGCCGCACGAUGUCCGACUCUUUACCCAAAAACGUUCCCGCAUCCAUCCAAUCUGGUACUCCCUCAGGGCUUCUGAGUGGCCCAUCCGAUACCGAUCACCGCAGGAAACGACUCCAGCGAAUUGGCAGCCUCUCAUUGCCUACAGCACAAAAUCAAGCAGACAACGAGACCACUGCCUUGCGCGCAGUUCCCACCCGCACAAACUACGGGACAUUGCCCAUUGUUCACCCGCGCCGCGCAUCCACCAAAUCCGAUCAAAUUUCGGUCGCUCGUCGCCAACCCACUCUCACAGGCCUUUCUCGAACGCGUAGUGGGACACGCUCUGUUCCAGAUUCUCCAUCGGCCUUCUCACCAACAUUUAUACGCGACACACUCCGCAGUCGCAUUUCCCAGCAGCGGCCCAUAUCUGCCUACGACGCACAGCUCGCAAAUAUCAACGCCGAUACCCCUGGCACUGACAUCGACGUUCGAACUAACGGAUUCCGCGUAUGGUACUCUUCGUUCUCAUCAAUCGAUUGGCUUCACGAUGCCAUCAAGGACUCGGCCCGGUUCGCCCGGCUCCGGCGCGGUAAAUCCAUACGCUCCCGGGUUCGACUUACAUUCGACAAGAGCAUUGGAUGGAUCAUUGUCACAGUCGUCGGAUUCCUCACUGCCAUAGUUGCAUUUCUUGUCGUCCGUGCAGAACAAUGGCUGUUUGAUGCAAAGCAGGGCUACUGCACGACCGCAUGGUGGCAUGCACGACAUUUUUGCUGCCCUCUGCCUGACGAGUACGGAUCUUUGGAUGACAUUUGUCCCACUUGGAGGACCUGGUCAGACGUCUUCGCGUCAUGGACGGGCCGCGAAUUGGGAGGUGAUGAUAGUGCCGUACAGUAUCUUGCGUAUACGAUCAUUGCGGUUUUAUUAGCCAGUACUUCAUCGCUCCUCACAAUCUAUCUCACGGCGUCAACGUCUUUUGUCACCCGCAAAGAAUCCGGAGUUCUGUCCCCGGGGUUCGACAAAAGUGGUGAACAGAAUAUUUCGAGCUCGUCGCAGGCCAAGCGUCGAGUGCUUUACUACGCUGCUGGGAGCGGAAUUCCGGAGAUCAAGACCAUUCUAUCUGGCUUCGUCAUUCAUGGUUAUCUUGGUUUGCGCACGCUAUUGACUAAAGCGGUUGGAUUGGCUUUGUCAGUUGGUUCAGGAUUAUCUCUUGGCAAGGAGGGACCUUUCGUCCACAUUGCAUGUUGCGUAGGCAACAUCGUCAGCCGUUAUCAUAGCAAGUAUGAAAAUAACGAAGCCAAGCGUCGUGAGAUAUUCAGCGCAGCAUGCGCGGCAGGUGUUGCUGUUGCAUUUGGAGCUCCAAUUGGUGGUACCCUGUUUAGCUUGGAAGAAGUUUCUUACUUCUUCCCGCCGAAGGUUAUGUGGAGAAGCUUUUUCUGUGCGAUGAUAGCGGCUGUUACCCUCCGGUUCCUCAAUCCUUUCGGAACUGGUAAAGUUGUAUUGUUCCAGGUUACUUAUGACAAGGACUGGCAUGCGUAUGAGCUGAUAUUUUUCCUCUUACUUGGCGUUCUGGGAGGAGUAUACGGCGCGUACUUUUCCAAGUUGAACUAUCGCUGGAGUCGUGACGUUCGUGGCGGAACAUGGCUCAAGUCACAUCCAGUUGCAGAAGUCAUUCUUGUUACGCUUGCAACCACCGUCUUGUGCUUCUUAAAUCCAUAUGCACGCAUGGGCGGCACAGAGCUUGUUUACAAUCUCUUUUCUGAAUGUCGCACAGGCAGCAAAAAUAGUCAUUUUGAUUUGUGCGUCCUGGAUCCAAGCAGUUUCGGCCAUAUCUGGCCAGUUGUACGAGCGAUCCUUGUUGCCAUGAUAGUCAAGGGUUUCCUGACCAUAAUCACAUUUGGCAUCAAACUGCCGGCCGGGAUUUUUAUACCCACCCUCGGAGUAGGUGCAUGCGCUGGACGGAUUGUUGGCAUUGCUGUGCAAUACCUUCAGUACCAUUACCCGAAAAGUGCCGUCUUCGCUGUGUGCGAUGGUGACAUGGAUUGUGUCGUGCCUGGCUUGUAUGCGAUGGUGGGAGCUGCAGCAGCCUUGUCUGGCGUCACGAGAACGACGGUGUCAUUAUCGGUCAUCAUGUUCGAGCUGACCGAUACCCUCACAUAUGCUGUUCCUGUCAUGCUGUCUGUUCUGGUUGCCAAGACUGUAGCCGAUGCUCUUGAGCCUAAGGGGAUUUAUGACCUGGUCAUUGAGCUGUCUCAACUUCCGUACCUAGAUGCUAAACAUGAAUACCUGUGGUCAAAUCUGUCCAUCAAGGAAGUGACCGAUCGAGAUGUCGACGUUAUCAGGGUCGAUCAACACAACACCGUUGAAAGUCUUCGGGACCAAUUGCAAUCACUUUUGAAUGCUGAGCACGACGACGGUGGUUUCCCCAUUCUCAGGCCAAGUUUCGACGGAGACGGGAUGCGCAUGAUUGGCUACAUUGGCGCUAGCGAACUAGAACAUGCUCUCGCUGUUGUGGCGGAGGGAGCAACCGAGGAAGUUCGCUUCCACACUACUUAUUCCCAUGAGGAACUGGCUACUUCAUUUUCGACCUGGGCAGAAGAUACGAGGCAGAGUGAAGAAGAUCCAUUUGACUUCAGCAUAUAUAUGGACCAGGCACCAUUGGCGAUUCAGUCCAACUCGCCUUUGGAGCUUCUUCACCAAUUCUUCGUAAAACUCGGCGCUCGUUAUGUUGUCGUGACGGACACUGACGGUGACUACGAAGGCGUAAUCGACAAGAAGACGUGGCUAGCAUUUCUCAGCGAAUUGGAGGAGAAAUCGUGAUGAACUCGCGACCUGCCGCCGCGAUGGGUUUAAUGGGCAUGGACAACCUACGAUCACACACUAUGGAAAUAUUCUGUGGAUACUGGUUGCAUACCCAAAGGAUUUUGUUGUACACAAUACUGACAUAUGUAGUACUGACAGAACUCGGCUGUAGCAUGUUUAUGGUUGAUUAAUUAUUGACUAUGUUAUGAUUUACAACUAUUAAUAUUCCCUACUCGUUAUACGUUAUGACCC
Suillus clintonianus is the source of this 3195-nucleotide messenger RNA. Its product is annotated as chloride channel. Gene Ontology annotation, biological process: transmembrane transport; chloride transport. The transcript has 18 exons. The coding region runs from base 175 to 2961 and encodes 928 amino acids. Gene Ontology annotation, cellular component: Golgi apparatus; early endosome; membrane. The record is from RefSeq and is a predicted model, not a curated record. Gene Ontology annotation, molecular function: voltage-gated chloride channel activity. NCBI's taxonomy places the organism in Eukaryota, Fungi, Basidiomycota, Agaricomycetes, Boletales, Suillaceae.